Molecule: messenger RNA, 1884 nt
Organism: Schistocerca nitens (vagrant locust)
Lineage: Eukaryota; Metazoa; Arthropoda; Insecta; Orthoptera; Acrididae
Product: ionotropic receptor 75a-like
Exons: 10
Coding region: 1-1884 (627 amino acids)
Cellular component (GO): membrane
Molecular function (GO): glutamate-gated receptor activity
Source: RefSeq, a predicted model, not a curated record
AUGACGCCCGACGAGAGGACUGACAAGCAAGCAGCAUAUGUCGAGCAAGAGGACAGAGCAGUGUCCUGUGCUGUGGUGCGGCAGACGAGCUGGAGUGGAGUGGAGGGCCAGCAGGCUGCAUCCAUCAGGCGCGGACAGCGCGCACGUGUAAACAAGCUGCCAUUUGCAUACCGGCCGAGCGCGCUGCCCGAGGCAGUACGGCUGUGGCAGCGGCUCCUGGACCGCGAGACCGCCCGCUGGCUGCUGGCGACGCCUCCGCUGUCCCGCCUCCCCCGUGGCAGCGCCGCGGCCAUCUUCCUCGACUACGGCUGCGCGCGCAACAGGAAGCUCUUCCUGCAGUGUGCAGAGCUGGGCCUGCUGAACACGUCGACGCACUGGCUGGUGUGGGGCGGAGGGCCGCCGCCGGAGGACCUGCCGCUGCGGCUGGACAGUGACGUCACGUGGGCCUCUCCUCGCGAGGGCGAAGUCGUUCUGGAGAAGCUGGUCCUCGACCAACCCGAAGACUCGCUGCUCAGGAUCGCCGUGGGGCGCUGGUCGCAGGGCACAGGGCUGGCGUACCAGGGAACACACGUGAAGUGGCCGCCGCGCCAGCUGAACGGACGGAUACUGCGUCUCGCAGCUAGGGUGAUCUACUCGCCCUUGGACAACCUGGGGAGGAGACUGAGGAAGGUGGAGGACAAGCACCUGGACAUGGUUGCGCGCUUCGGCUGGGAGGUCUGCUCUCGCUUGUCAGACAUGCUCAAUUUCUCGAUCGUUCUGUACUCCACAUCUUCUUUCGGCUUCGCUGUUCUGGGUAACAAAACAAUGGACGGGGUGGUCGGCCUGCUGGCGAACGGCACCGUCGAUAUCGGCGUCACGGCGCUGGUGAUCACGCACGAGCGACUCAAUUUCAUCGACUUUACUGGGCCGGGCGUACUCUGGACCACCAAGAUCGCGUUCCGGCACCCAAAGGCGGUGGGCGUGUACGGGACGCUGUUCCGGCCGUUCGAGGCCCCUCUGUGGGUGGCCAGCAGUGUGGUGUACUCGCUGGUGCUGGCCACCGCGUGGCUCGCCUACCGAGCUGUGCGCUGCUGCGAGGGCGGACAUGAAGGCAGCUGGAGCUCGGCGCUGCUCCUGCUUUGUUCCGCCAUCAGUCAGCAAGGUGUGUCGCACAGCUGCGGGCUGCUGGGCUGGCGCUUCCUGCUGCUGGCGAGCCUGUGGUGCGCAGCGCUGCUGGACACUCACUACUCGGCAGCCAUUGUGACGUCGCUGCUGCUGCCGCCGCCCAGGACCAUCAGGAACAAGCGCGACCUCGUGCACAGCCCGCUCGCCUUCGGCUCCGAGAACGUCAGCUACGUGCACGGCUACUUUGAGACGAGCGACGACCCGGUGGACCGCGCGCUGUGUGCCUCACGUCUGUUCUCCCGCGGCGCCUCCAAGCCCAACUACUUCCCUCCAGAGGUCGGCGUGCGCAAGAUGGCAACGGAGCUGUUCGCGUACCAUGCGGACGAGUCUCGAAUGUACCCUCUCAUCGACCGCAUCUUCGACGAGCAGGCCAAGUGCGCGCUGGAGACAAUCAGUUUCCUGACGCCCAUGAGGACUUUCACAGCAGUGCAGAAGAAUUCACCACUCAAGGAGACCAUCACUGCAGCAUGUGAUCGGCAGCUGCCUGUUGUCGGCAGGGUGCGCACGCUGUGGGAGCGCGGCUUCAUGGCGCACGCGCACAGGACGUGGCGCCUGGAGCCGCCCGCCUGCCUGUCGGACAGCGACUACGUCAGCGUCGACCUGGCCGCCGUGUCGCCCGCCUUCCUGCUGCUGGUCGCCGCGCUGCUGCUCGCCGCCGUGGUGCUGCUGCUCGAGAGGGCCUGGUCAGUUGCUGUCCCGUCUCCAUCACACGGGGAAUAG